AUUCGCCCGUAUCCGUACAGGCUGCGCUUCUUUCGUGCAGAUGAAUUUUAAUUUAUUUAUAGUAUAGAAGAAUGCCACACACAGGCCAGGCUGGCAUCAACCAACUGGGAGGUGUUUUUGUCAAUGGGAGGCCUCUACCCGACUACGUUCGUCGAAGAAUCGUGGAGUUGGCACUUAUGGGAGUCAGACCAUGCGAUAUAUCGAGGCAGUUGCUGGUAUCUCACGGAUGCGUGUCAAAAAUUCUGACACGAUUCUACGAAACCGGAUCGAUCAAACCUGGUUCCAUAGGAGGAAGCAAGCCCAAACAGGUUGCAACGCCUCACGUGGUGAGGAAAAUCCUACGUUACAAACAGGAGAAUCCUUCGAUUUUCGCGUGGGAGAUUCGGGACCUCCUACGUAGCCAGAAAGUAUGCGACGAACAAUCGAUCCCCAGCGUGUCCUCCAUCAACAGAAUCUUAAGAAACAGUGGCCAUUUAGUGGCCGAAGAACCCCAGCUAACCACCAGUGGACAAUCGCCCACCAGCGAAGUACCUUUAUCGCUUCCACCUCUCCCCUACAUACCGACCACUUAUCUUCUAUCGGGGACUGCACUGCAAUCUUCUAAUUUAGGGCAAACCUCCCGUACUAGCGACUCCCCCGUCCUCAACACCCCUGCUUCUAACGCUAACAGGGACGUUUCCAAACCAUCGAACGUCAUGUCGUACACCAUCGACGAGAUACUCAAGCCAAAAACUGACGAUUCUACACAGAAAACCAAUAAGAGAAAGCGAAACAAGACGGAUGAAGACGACGAUAACUGUGAAACAGGUGUGAAUGCGAACAAACUGUCUAGGAUUGGACACGCAGACACAGGAAACACUGACUCAUCGACCGAGGCUGCAAACCACUCCCAAUCGUUCCUGUUUGGCCAAUCACCGACCACCCAUUUCCAUUGUUGGACAUCAGCCUCCAAUCCUGGAUUUUCGGCUUUUUCUCUUCCCAGGUUUGUUCCCGUUCCUGGUGUUAUGACUUUCAAUUAUCCGUACAUUAGCAACCCUUCCGCUCUUACUUCCAACCUGUAUUCUUCCGUUUAUCCGGCUAUCCGAGAAUUGGCGUGUUCUCCCAAAUAAAACACCUUACCUUGGUUGUAAAUGUGUGUUCGAUCUAAAGUAUGGAGCUUGUGUAUAUAGUAUAUAAACACUCGUGAAACUUGUUUUAAAAAAAAGUGUUCUCUAACCAUCCCACCUCUGCUUAUUUAUGAUGUUAGAAGAAGAUUCUUCUUUAUCCUUUGUAAUUUUACAGAAGAUGUAUGUAUUUUAGAAGUUUAAAAUAAUUAAA
Molecule: messenger RNA, 1317 nt
Organism: Centruroides sculpturatus (bark scorpion)
Lineage: Eukaryota; Metazoa; Arthropoda; Arachnida; Scorpiones; Buthidae
Product: paired box protein Pax-5-like
Exons: 6
Coding region: 72-1109 (345 amino acids)
Biological process (GO): anatomical structure development; regulation of transcription by RNA polymerase II
Molecular function (GO): DNA-binding transcription factor activity, RNA polymerase II-specific; RNA polymerase II cis-regulatory region sequence-specific DNA binding
Source: RefSeq, a predicted model, not a curated record